Molecule: messenger RNA, 3898 nt
Organism: Durio zibethinus
Lineage: Eukaryota; Viridiplantae; Streptophyta; Magnoliopsida; Malvales; Malvaceae
Cellular component (GO): Ino80 complex
Source: RefSeq, a predicted model, not a curated record
ACUUCUCAAUGUGUUAAAUAAAUAUAAAAAUAAAUAAAUAAAUGAGAGCGAAACCAGGACAGGGGUAGGAAGCGGCUGGACCCAGAAGCUUAAAGCCGAGCCCCCUGCGCGCGAAUGUACGAUUCAAUGUUCACAUAACGGUUCCGAGAAACCGCACCCACCCGCUUCUCUCUCCCCCGUGUACUAUUCCACCAUUCUCUAUCUUCUGUUUCUGUCUAUUGGAUGACUCCAAAACCUUGUCUUCUCUCUUUGUCUCGCCGUUUCUUCAUACAAAUUAUCUUUGGUCGCCUCGCCGCCUUCUCUCUUUUCUCUGCCCCCUUCCUUACUUUCUUUUCCCCUCUGUUUUUGCCUUUGAGAACAAACCACAGUUCCGGAUUCUUUCUAGGAUGAUGUUCGGUGUGUGAUCAAGAGCAUAUCUUCUUCUAUAUUGCUAUGAUCUUUUUCUGCCAAUUCUUUUGACAUCUGGUGUCAAUGGUAGCUGAUCAACGGAGAAAGCGACUGAAUGGUGUCAGCAUUGCUGGCUGCAAUUCUCAGGACCAAUACAGAACCAAAAAGACAAAACUAGAGUCACUACAAAAUGAUUUAAACACGAAAUCUUGUAUUUCCCUUGAGUGGGAUGGGAACCAAAAAAAAGUUAUUGCCAAAAGGGAACAAAUUAGCUUAAGUUGGAGGCAUUUGAGGCCAUUUACAGAUUCCAAAAUAAGUUACCACAGAGUUUUGGCAGAUGUUUUGACUCUUCCUCGUGAAAUUUUUGACUUAGAAAACUUGACAGGGGUGCUUUCUUAUGAGGUUUGGCAGACUCAUCUGUCUGAAAAUGAGAGAAAUCUUCUGGUACAGUUUCUUCCUACAGGAACAGACAAAGAGCAGGUUCUGCAAGCAUUGCUUGCUGGGGAUAACUUUCACUUUGGAAAUCCUUUUCUUAAAUGGGGUACAUCACUUUGUUCGGGUGAUCUUUUCCCUGAUGUAGCUAUUCAGGAGGAACAAUGUUUAAAAGCCAAGAAGAAAGCAUACUACUCAGAUUUGCAGGACUACCAUAAUGAUAUUGUAGACUAUUUGCAGAAAUUGAAGGAGAAAUGGGAAAGCUGCAAAGAUCCAGAACAAGAGAUUGUGCAGAAGUUAUGGAGGUCAAGAAGAGUUGGCAAGAAAAGGGUUUUCUCACAUUCAAAUGAAUCUAAGAUUGGCAACAUUGAGCAGGAUGUUACAGCUACUUCUGAAUCUUGUUCUUGGGUUGCAGAUGAGAAAGCAUGCAGUAGUGAUAACCAAAAUUCUUCUGUUGGGAAGGGAGGAGAACUACAAAGAAGAAUGUACAAGAAAGGUUUCAUCAAGGACAAAGGUCGAAAUCUCUUGACUGCUCAGGAUGAUGAACUGACUAUGGAAGCAAGAUGCAGAAAGGGUGACAAGAUACACAAGCGCAAUAUUCAACAGAGUGAUGGUGCCAAAUAUAUGUCAUUUUUUAAGAUAAGCAAGAAGCAACUUGAACUUAUUAAGAAUAUGAAGCAGUCUGGUACAAUCAUUCAAUCUAGAUCUCUCAACCAUGUCCUAGGUGACAUUGAUAGCUUGCAUGUGCAACCAUAUGAAGUAUUCAUAGAAGAAGAACUGAGGAAGUUGCACAAACAUUGGUUGAGAUUGGUAAAGGAAGAUCUCCCUGCAGCAUAUGCAAGCAGGAGAGAGAUAAAGUUAAAGAAAUGGGAAAUAAGCCAGUCAUUGGAGCAAGAUAUGAAGGAAAAACUAAAUCCAGUGCUGGAGGAUGAGGAGGAAGAUACUGGAAAGCUCCAGGAUCAGGAAGACAAUGUUGGUAUAAACUUGGCUGUUCUAGAUGUAGAAAAAGAGGACCCUGAGAAGUUGCUUGAGGAUCAGAGGGAUACCGAAGCAACAAACAGUGAGUCCGGCAUGGAAGAGGGGGAGUCUGUUCUGGCUUUACAGCAUAAUCAGUUGCCACAGCAGAUUUCUUCUAUUGAUAGUGGCCAUAUUUGCAAUUGUGAGGAUAUUGAGUCUGAAAACAAUAAGAAUCUCUCGAAAUCAGAUGUUGCUUCUUCAGAUGUAUCUGAGCACUUGGAGAAUUUGAAUGCAACUGUUAAUCAGGAAGUUCCCAAAAAUGGCUGGCCCAUAGACAGCAUGCCACUCUCUUACAAUGAUUCUACCGCUGGCCAUGAAUACACAUCUCUCUGUGGAUUGCCACUCACUCAUCAAGCCAAUGAAGAUCAACAGAACCAAAUGAUUGAUCUGGAAUCAGACUUGCAUGAAGAAAGUACUGGGAAAGUUUUGUUGCAUGGACAUUCUGAAGAUGUGUCCUUUAGUUCUUAUAUGAACCAGGAUCGAAAUGAGCUGCUUCAAUCUUUCUUCAAGGAUCAGGGAAUGUUUUUGCAUCAUAGCGAGCAGAAACAGACAGCGCUAGAUUUCCAGCUCCCAAAGAAUGUGUUGAUGGAAAAUGGUCAUUUUAAUGGGGAAUUUCAGGAGCAGUUGCAGUCAUCACUUGCUUUAGAUGAGGGGCAAAAGAGGCUGAAUGAGGUUUAUAUGCAACAAAACAUGUCAGAAAACAUUUACACUGAUGGGGGUAGAUACUUGUCCCCAAGGCAAGAACACUUGCCUUUAGGAAAUAUGCAGGAUUGGGCUGUCAAUCCUGCCCGCAUGUCAGCACCUUUCCAACAUCAAUUGAAUAGUGGAGAAUUGUUGAGUCAAAACUGGUUUACCGGAGAGCAUCAAGUUCAAGUUCGUGGUGGAUGGGCUGGUUCAGAUGGUUUUAGUGGUUCAAGUCAGAGUAUUGCCAGUGGAAGCAAUGCAGACCAGAGCCUAUUUAGUGUUCUAUCUCAAUGUAACCAACUUCUUUCAAGUAGCGCUUAUGAAUCAAUGGGCUCUACUGAGCAGUUCAUUCCGCAGAGGAACAAUGGAAUGGUGAGGGAGAGCUCUUCUGGAAUAAUUGGAAAUAGUUUACAGCAAGCUGCUCAUCCACUUGAUUAUUUAGGGGGUGGUGAUGCAACUACCUCACUGAUGACUGAUGAUAUGGGAUGGAUGAGCUUGCCACAUCAGAAUUCUGCUUUGCAUGAUCCGAUGGCGAAACCAUAUUUGAGGUCAUGGAAUCAAUAAGGGGUCUUUUUUUUUUUUCUUGGAGGAAUAGAAUUUCUAAAGAUCGUGGAAUUAGUUGGAGGUUUAAAGGUUAUUUGUGGUGAACUGGUUUGGAGGAUUGGAAGAUAAGUUGAAUGCAAACUUCGUCUAAUGGGGGUUGUGUUUCUUAUAUUAAUUUUAGAGGAAUGAUAGGUUAUUUACUACUGCAGAUUUGCAGGAGUGGAGAAUACAAGAGUCGGAGAUAGGUUUUUGUACAUACCUAUACAAAGAGCCAACUGAACUCAACAUCCUUGUUUUGUAUAUACGUAGAUUUUAGGAGAAGGAUGAAAAAGUCCUGGCAUCUCAUAUUCGGUCGAUUUACAUAUCACAUUGGGGAAUUUUUAUUUUUUUUUAAAUAUCUUUUAUAUUCCUCUUUUCUCAUUGAGUAUGAAGUAUUUUCAAUAAUUUUGGAGGCUCUAAUUGCAACUCCUCUCUCUCUCUCUCUCUCUCUCUCUCUCUCUCUCUCAGUUUAACAAUGUAUUUUUAUGAGGUUGUGGAUUGGGUAAUAAAUAAUAAUACAUGGGAAUGGGAAUGGGUCAAAGGGACAAGUGUUGACUGUUUAUAGCUUGUGAACAUAGUUGAUGCCGGAUUUCAAGUUCCAAAGCAGGAAGUGGUUAUAAAGACUACAGGUGGUGAGUUUGGGGGGGAGGGGUUGAUUUCUCGCAGGGUGAAAGACCCAUAUUUUGGUUGCGCAUGUGACGGGCUGCAAUCUGCAUACAGCCAGUGAGUGAGUCUGGUGAAUAAUCUCAUCUACCAUCCUUGUUCAAUUAUCAGCAUGACACAGCACUGCAUUCCA